GAAGACACCACGUGGAUAGAUGAGUUCCUUUCCGCGCCCGCCCGGCGCGACUCCUGGCGUGCGCCUGCCAGCGUACAGGACAACCAGCUUCUGCGAGUGACCAACGAUGACCUCCAGGAAGCUUGCCUCCGUGGUGAUCUCGGCCUGGUGAAGCGGCUCAUCGCCGCCCGCGCCUCCGUGAAUGCCCCGAUGCGGCCCGAGGGCGCGGAUGAGUUUAUGACAUUGCUGCACGUGCUGGCCAGGAAGCCGCACAUGGAGAACUGCAGUAGCAUCAUCGCCGAGAUGGUUCGCAACAAGGCGAACCUCAACGUGAGGAGCUCCUUUGGAACCACGCCGCUGAGCCUCGCCUGCCAUGCCAAGCACACGGAAGCGGUCGAGGUCUUGCUGCGUGCCAAGGCCUCCGCGGAUCCCAUCGACGACUUCGGCAAGAAGGCUCCCCUCUAUGCCAUCCUCCCACCCUGGGAUGAGACACUUGUGGAUAACGCUGACGAGAACCUGACAGUGAAGACCGUGCAGUUGCUUGCCCGGGCUCGCACCAAUCUCGACGAUGGGGGCGAGAACUCGCCCAUCGUAGAGUCGGU
Messenger RNA from Symbiodinium natans, 581 nucleotides. The record is from the annotation of a GenBank genome assembly. Lineage: Eukaryota; Dinophyceae; Suessiales; Symbiodiniaceae.